CUCUCCUUGAGAGAGGGAGAGUGGGAGAUGCUGGGACAGAAUAAAGACAGCCAGCAUUCUUCCAGUGAAAGUCUUGCCCCACCCCUGCAACAGGCUUCCUUGUUGGCAUUUGUUAUUACAUGGAUGACAGAGGGACUAUGGGUGUGAACAGCUAUUUAGGAAAGUUGGCAAAGGAGCAGUUGGGGAGAGGUGAGCUGUGGGCUCCACCACACAGGCUGCUGUGUGGACAGCAGCUUCUUUGGCACCUAUUGUCUAAAAGACAGGAGAAAGGAUGAGCGUGCCAGGAAAGCCAGCCCAGGCAGAUUCUGAAGGCUGCACAGGCACCAUGAACGCCAAGGAGGACGCCAAGUGGCUUCAGUGGGUGACACGUCAGUUUGAGACCAUUGCGGGAGAAGACCGGGUGAUCAACUUGCAAGAAUUCAAAGCAGCCCUGAAUGUGAAAGAGUCCUUCUUUGCUGAGAGAUUCUUCACCCUGUUUGACUCGGAUGGAAGUGGCACCAUCACCCUCCAGGAGCUGCAGGAAGGACUGACCCUGCUCAUCCAUGGCAACCCCAUGGACAAGCUCAAGUUCCUCUUCCAGGUGUAUGACGUCGAUGGGAAUGGCUCCAUCGACCCAGACGAGCUGCGCACGGUUCUCCAGUCAUGCCUGCAGGAGAGCUCCAUCUCCCUGCCGGAUGAGAAGCUAGACCAGCUGACGCUGGCACUCUUUGAGUCUGCAGACAAGGACUGCAGUGGCGACAUCACCUUCGAGGAGCUCCGAGAUGAGCUGCAGUGCUUCCCUGGGGUCAUGGAGAACCUGACUAUCAGUGCUGCCCACUGGCUAACGCCCCCCACCACCCAGGGGCACCUUCACCGUCCUCGCCCACUGACUGCUGCCUACUGGCACAAUCACCGCAGCCAGCUACUCUGCCUGGCAACCUACCUGGGCCUUCAUGUGCUGCUCUUCGCACUGGCAGCUAGUGCACACCGGGACCUCGGCAUCAGCAUCAUGGUGGCCAAGGGCUGUGGCCAAUGCCUCAACUUCGACUGCAGCUUCAUUGUGGUGCUGAUGCUCAGGCGCUGCCUCACAUGGCUACGGACCACAUGGCUGGCUCAGGUCCUGCCCCUGGACCAGAACAUCCAGUUCCACCAGCUUAUGGGCUAUGUGGUGGUCGGGCUCUCCCUUGUACACACUGUGGCCCAUAUUGUCAACUUUGCGCUCCAGGCUCAGUCUGAGUCCAGCUCCUACCAGUUUUGGGAACUGCUGCUCACCACAAGGCCUGGCAUUGGCUGGGUCCAUGGCUUGGCCUCACCAACCGGUGUGGCCCUCCUGCUGCUGCUGCUCCUCAUGUUCACCUGCUCCAGCUCCUGCAUCCGCAGAAACGGACACUUUGAGGUGUUCUACUGGACGCACCUGUCCUACCUCCCCAUGUGGGUCCUGCUCAUCCUACAUGGGCCCAACUUCUGGAAGUGGCUGCUGGUCCCUGGCACCGUGUUCUUCCUGGAGAAGGUCAUCGGGCUGGUAGUGUCCCGCAUGGCAGCUCUGAGCAUCGUGGAAGUCAAUCUCCUCCCCUCCAAGGUGACUCAUCUGCUCAUCAAGAGGCCCCCUCUUUUCAACUAUAGGCCUGGUGACUACUUGUAUCUGAACAUUCCCACCAUUGCUCGCUAUGAGUGGCACCCCUUCACCAUCAGCAGUGCUCCGGAGCAGAAAGAUACCAUCUGGCUACACAUCCGGUCAGAAGGCCAGUGGACAAACAGGCUCUAUGAGUCCUUCAAGACAUCAGACCUAGUGGACUGUGACUCCAAGAGGCUGUCAAGGAGUUUGAAAAUGAGAAGGAGCCAGGGGAGGCCCCAGGGAUUGCAACCCCAGCCCCACGACUCCAGAGCCCUGGCACAGGGUCCAGUGGCUUCCAGUGAGGACGUCACAGUGGAGCUGACAUCCUUUGGGCAUGAGGGCACUCCGUGGAAGGGGGACGAAGGCCUGGUGCCUGGUGGGAUAAAGGACAGGACUCAGGCACAGUGGGGAGCCUCCGCCAGCACCCGGGUUCCGGUCUCUGAGCUGUCCCCUGAGAACCACCAAUUCUGUAACAUCAAGUGCUACAUCAAUGGCCCUUAUGGAACCCCCACCCGCAGGAUCUUCGCCUCUGAGCACGCCGUGCUCAUCGGGGCGGGCAUUGGCAUCACCCCCUUUGCUUCCAUCCUGCAGAGCAUCAUGUACAGGUACCAGAAGAGAAAGCGCACUUGCCCCAACUGCCAGCACUCCUGGAUGGAGGGCAUCCAGGACGAUGACAUGAAGCUCCACAAGGUGGACUUCAUCUGGAUCAACCGACACCAGCGGGCUUUUGAGUGGUUUGUCAGCCUGCUGACCAAACUGGAGAUGGACCAGGCCGAGGAGACUCAAGAGGGCCGCUUCCUGGAGCUGCACAUGUACAUGACCUCUGCACUCAGCAAGAAUGACAUGAAGGCCAUCGGCCUGCAGAUGGCUCUCGACCUUGUGGCCAAGAAAGAGAAGAAGGACUCCAUCACGGGCCUGCAGACGCGCACCCAGCCUGGGCGGCCAGACUGGAACAAGGUGUUCCAGAAAGUGGCCGCGGAAGACAAGGGCAAGGUGCAGGUCUUCUUCUGUGGCUCCCCGGCCCUGGCCAAGGUGCUCAGGGCCCACUGUGAGCGGUUCGGCUUCAGAUUCUUCCAAGAGAACUUCUAGCCCCUCCUUUCCAGGCUCUGCCCCAGUCCACACGGCCGGCCAGCUGGAUGGCAUUGCUACCAGUGCCCCACAGGGCCCAGCCUUGGACAGCCACUGAAUCCUGCUCCACACGCAAAGCGGGAGGCCCCAAGGGGCAGAUGGACUCCCCUCACCAGGGGCUGGGGCGGGGGGCUUCCAGGGCAACCGCUCCUCCAGAAGUCCCCCAAGGGGACCUCCCGCUACAACAGGGGUCCUAGACCCACCGAAUCAUCACGAUCAUUUGGGAACUUUCUCCCUUGGUGUUCUGUGAAAAUUUUCAAACAUACAGAAAAUUAAGAGAAUUGUACAGUGAGCAGUGUUAUCUAGUUUCUAGAGUCCUCAAUGAACAUCUUGCUAUAUUUGCUUUAUGACAUGUUAUCCCUCCCUCCCUCCCUCCCUCUGCCCACCCAGCAGUGUACCUUACUUUGUGAUGCAUUUCAAAGCACACUCUGCCACUCAGUAGAUUUCUUUAGGUGCUGAUUCUUGGGUUGCACUCCCAGAGAUUCUGAUUUUGAAGAUCUGGAAUGAGACUGGGAAUGCAUAUUUUCUCUGAAAUCUAUCCCAGUAGGGAGAGAGAAGCACCAUAUUUUUUUUUUACCUUUCUCUGUGUCAUUGUCUUCCCGUCAUCUCUAUCUGUGCUCCUUUUCCUCUCGCUCCCUCCCUCUCUGUCUCUGCCUCUUGCUCCUGGGAGUGUCCCUCAGUGCCCCUCCUCUGCUCUGCCUGUCAGUGCCCCCCUUUCCUCACUCACUGAGAAAUAGGAUGUGGACAGUGCUCGUGUGUCUGUAGGGCCACAGAAGGGCCAUGUGCCAGAAACCGAGCAGGUUGAAACCUGAAGCUCAGCUCAGCCACACCCCAGCCGUGUGGCCCUGGCAAGCCCUGUGAGUCUGUUGCAUCAUCUGAAUAAUGGGAAUGAUGACCUCUCCAGUCCCAACUGGAAGUGAAAUGAGACAUCACUGUAAGCACUCAGGGCAUUCGUCUUCCAUCCCUGUGUGGUUCUUUAUCGUGGUCCCUGCACCUUCUGGCUAUGUCAGGGCCCCCUCCUUCUCUGCAUCCUAGCGUCUGUUUGCAUCUGUCACUCUCUGGGCAGGAGUGGAUGGCAGAGCCGGCAGAUGCGAAAACUCUCCUAGGAGACACUUUGGGGAGUAGAGGCCCUGGGCUGCAAGCAGGGGUGGGAAGGCUGGCCUCACUCCUCGGAUAUGAGCUGCCCCUCGCCACAAGCCCCUGUAAACCCCAGGGUUCCUGGGAACCCUCCACCUUGCAGCCAGUCUUGCCAGGUUCUGUCUUUUCUGUGACAGUCUAGAACACUCAUCCCCAAGCUGCCUUCAUGGGGUUGGGAUCAGGCAUUUCCCAACAGGAUUGUAGAUUGUGCCUUUCUUUUCCAUGGAUUGGGUUGGAGUUCCCUGGGGGAGAAGAGGAAAAGAAUCAAGAUUCUAAAAUCCACGUGUUUGAUUUGUGACCAAGUGUGUCCAAAGGCUUUCUCUCCAGGCAUAUUCCAGUUGCCCACUGGAGGGCGAUGCUGAAUCAGGGAUCCCAGGAACAAUCAUUUGCUGGGAAGGAGGCUGCUUCCUGAGUGGCCCUGAAUCAAAAACAGGCUAGAGAAGACUGCACCUCACUCCAGAGCUCCUGGCUCAAGGCAACAUGUCUCUCAGGCACAACUAUGAUGUCAGAGAGUUCAUUUUCAAGGUCAGAGUUUCUCUAGCUGCCAGCCUCUUGUUCCAACACACCACGCACACAUGUGUGCCCACACCUAGUGACCAGAUUCUGGGCUUUGCUCUUGCCCAUCUGCAACGUCAGGACGGGCCUACCUGGGGAGAAUUUGCAGGCCCAGGCUCUGCCAGCUCAUAUGAUCACAGGUGGCAGGAUCAAAUAUGUAGGUGUGCAGAUCACUCGGUCUGUCCACCCGGAUGGUUCCCAGAUGUCCAGAUGGGACCAUCCUGUUGUCAGCAAGAGUCAAAUGCAUCUGCAUGGCUGGCUGAUUUUUCUCUUUUCACCCAGAUGUUGGCAAUGCUGUAGAUACAUCUGGGCCCAAGAGAACUAAGGCUGACACACACACACUGAGAAGAGGAGCACAGGCCGACUUCAGACAGACAGCGGAUGGGUGCUGUGAGCUCCCCGGGGUCAGACCUGGGCCCCGAAUCUAGCACAAAGGGAGGGGCAACAGGCCGAAUGCAGACAUCAGUUACGACCAAGCUACAAGGUUGCUUAAAAGGGAAUUAUCCUUGGGAAGGGCUUCCUGAAUAUAAUUGUCAUUUGUAAUCUGGA
Molecule: messenger RNA, 4963 nt
Organism: Phyllostomus discolor (pale spear-nosed bat)
Lineage: Eukaryota; Metazoa; Chordata; Mammalia; Chiroptera; Phyllostomidae
Gene: NOX5
Product: NADPH oxidase 5
Exons: 17
Coding region: 272-2683 (803 amino acids)
Biological process (GO): superoxide anion generation; defense response
Cellular component (GO): NADPH oxidase complex; plasma membrane
Molecular function (GO): calcium ion binding; superoxide-generating NAD(P)H oxidase activity
Source: RefSeq, a predicted model, not a curated record